AUGGAGACUAUGACGGGGCGUCACAGAUCCAAUACAGAGAGGCGCUUGCCCAACCCCCUGCGGGGCCGAACACCUGACGAACUGGAAGACGAUGUGCGCCAAUUCUACGAGCGACAACGACCCAAAGGAUUGGCCGAUGUUGUUGAAGUCGAGGUGCUCGUGAAAGGAGCCCUGGUCGCACAAGAUCCAAAGAACCUUGCGGAACUGCCACAUGCGGAACAAAAAGCUAUUAGAUUUGAGCAUAAAGCGGGCUUCCUACAGCAGACAAAGGACCUCAAAGUGACUAUUCUAACCACUGCUUGUGCUGCCAUUAUUCAGGGCUGGCAACAGUCGACAAUCAAUGCAAGCUCACCCGGCUGGAAGCUCGAAUGGGGUAUAGAAAACUGGAAUUAUAUUCCUGGGUUGAUCGAUGCUGCGCCCUGGAUCUCUGGGAGUAUCAUAGGUACAUGGUUGAGCGACCCUUUGCAGGAGGGACGAUACGGUCGACGACCGGCGCUCUUGUUAUCCGCCAUCGUCUGCGCAGCCUGCGUUAUAGGAUCAGCGCGAUGUGAGUCAUGGCAAGCGCUCCUUGCCUGUCGUUUGAUUCUCGGAAUCGGAAUCGGUGCGAAAGCUUCCAUUGCCCCCGUCUUCGCAGCAGAGGCGGCUGUAGAUCAUCUCCGAGGCCGCCUCUUGAUGAUGUGGCAAGUAUUCGAUACAUUUGGCAUAUUUGUGGGAUUUGCCUGCGUCUGGGUUGUCGACCAAAACUGGAGGGUGCUGCUAGGAACGGCGGCCAUUCCUGCCCUGAUUCUACUGUUUCUUGUUUUCCUGUGUCCGGAGUCGCCGCGAUUCCUCAUACGACAAGGUGAUUAUGCAGGGGCAUUUACAAGUCUCCGUCAUCUACGAGGGACAGAUAUUCAGGCUGCCAGGGAUCUCUACUACAUACAUAGCCAGCUCCAGGUGGAAACAGCGUCUCUCCAGGGCAGAUCCGCACAUGAAUGGUGGAAAGGAGAGCUGUACCAGGAAGAAGUCAGGUCCAAAAGCUUCCCGCAGCGCGUGUGGGCUCUUUUUGUACUCCCCAGGAAUCGAAGAGCUUGUCUGGCUGCAUUUUUGGUUAUGGCUUCCCAACAGCUCUGUGGCAUUAACGUUCUAUCUUUCUACUCGUCGACCUUAUUUGGAAGCUUGGCUCAUGAAAAUGGGGCAAACGUCGAAUGCGAGACCCCGAACUCACCAAAGUGCAACAACCCGUUGGAGAAUACCAAAGUAGUCUGGCUGAAUUUCGGCUUUGGGCUAGCAAAUUUUCUCUUCACCAUUCCUGCAUAUCGAUUCAUUGAUUGGCGUGGCCGGAGACUCCUGCUUCUGAUCUCUCUUGGUGGUAUGUUCUUUACGCUGGCAGCCAUCGCAGGGUUCUUCCGCAUCCAGAACGAUCAUGUUAAGAUUGGCCUUGUUGCGCCUUUCGCAAUUGUCAUUUUCACUCUAUUCUACGGGAUAGGGGCCGGACCAGUGCCAUUCACAUUCAGCGCCGAAGUUUUUCCUUUGGCUUUUCGAGAAGUCGGAAUGAGCUUUAGCGUCAUGGUGAACUUCCUCGGUCUUGGUUUGUUGGUUCUCUUUGUGCCAGCUUUGACCGAUGCUUUUGGGCCACACAAUGGCCAGUCCAAUCUUCUGUUUUUGUUUACUGGACUGAACGCACUGGCCUUUAUCCUUGUCUUUUUUCUGGUACCAAGUGGUACGGCUCGAGUUAGUCUGGAAGACAUGGAUGCCAUCUUUCCCUGCUUGGCUUCGACUGCAAGCAGUUGA
Molecule: messenger RNA, 1773 nt
Organism: Aspergillus terreus NIH2624
Lineage: Eukaryota; Fungi; Ascomycota; Eurotiomycetes; Eurotiales; Aspergillaceae
Exons: 13
Coding region: 1-1773 (590 amino acids)
Biological process (GO): transmembrane transport
Cellular component (GO): membrane
Molecular function (GO): myo-inositol:proton symporter activity
Source: RefSeq, a predicted model, not a curated record